AUGCAAGGCGAAAGCAAGGUCGACACUACUGUGCUGCCACUCCUCUUCUUGGGGUUGCUAGUCUUUCAACUAGAUCGUAUGAACCUCGCGAGUGCGCUCACCGACGGAUUCGCCCGAGAUAUCGGCGUCAAUCAGAAUACAAUCAACCUGGGAAAUCAACUCAUGUUCCUCGGCAUCGUGGUGCUAGAGAUACCAUCCAACAUCAUUCUCCAGCGUCUUGGCCCAAGGAAGUGGAUCUCGGCACAGGUAUUCAUCUUCGGUAUGGUUGCCACGUUGCAAGUCUUUGUAGUGAACAAAACUGGUUUCCUUGUGGCUCGCAUGUUCCUAGGCUUGUGUGAGGCCGGUUACAUACCUGGCGGUAUCUAUACGUUGUCGACAUGGUAUACCAAGCGAGAGCUUGCUAAGCGAGUAGCCGUGUUCUUCUUUGGCAUGUUUGGUGGCAACGCGAUCAGUCCUGUGCUCGCAAGUGGUAUCUUACAGUUGGGUGGCAAGAGGGGCAUGAAGGGCUGGCAGUGGCUGUUUCUGAUUGAGGGAGUGUUUACCAUGAUCGUCGCAAUCGCCCUUCUCUUCCUUCUGCCCGGUAGCCCCGAUGCUCCUCGACCCUUGCUUUCUCCCGGAUUGGUCCGAUUCAGCGAAGUCGACCGCGAUGCUUUGAGGCAGCAUCUUGAAACAGAUGAUGGGGAAAAAAAGCAUGGAGCGCAAGGUAUGCACAUUCCACUUUCGCUGGUCUGGCAAACGGCGAAGCACUACCGACGCUGGGCUUCCUUUGUAUCGACCUUCGCAGUCUUUUCCACCUGGUCAUCACUCACCACGUAUACACCGACCAUCAUCAUGGCUUUAGGAUUCCCCCGCAUACAAGCAAACGCCCUUGCCUCAGUUGGCGGCUUCCUGGCGCUCGGUGUCGUUUUCUUCUUCGGCUGGCUCUCCGACAAGACCAAUAAGCGUGGAAUCGCUGUGAUUAUAGCGCAGAUCUGCUAUCUAGUCGUCCUCAUUGUUACCCGCCAAGUGCAUUCUUCGGUUGGCAAGUGGUCCCGAUGGGGCUUGUGGACAACGACCAAUGCCUUUGCAAUCGGGUACCAUCCCGUGCAUAACUCGUGGGUUCAAUUGAACUGUAAGGAUCCUCGUGAGCGAAGUAUCAGUAUCGCAAUGUGGGUCAUGUCCGCCAUAUCGGGUCUCAUGGUUGGAACGCAGUACUAUCGUGCAGAUGAUCUGCCCUUCUACAACAAAGGACUGAGAACACAGAUCAUCAUGGUUACGAUCGGCAUGUUCUUCGCCAUCGUGCAGGAGUUGGUAUACAUCUUGUAUAACCGGAGAGUGUUGAGAAUAUGGAAAGCGGAGGGUGGCGAAAAACCCUGGUUGUACACGCCGUAG
Boeremia exigua is the source of this 1371-nucleotide messenger RNA. Its product is annotated as major facilitator superfamily domain-containing protein. Gene Ontology annotation, molecular function: transmembrane transporter activity. NCBI's taxonomy places the organism in Eukaryota, Fungi, Ascomycota, Dothideomycetes, Pleosporales, Didymellaceae. The record is from RefSeq and is a predicted model, not a curated record. Gene Ontology annotation, biological process: transmembrane transport. Gene Ontology annotation, cellular component: membrane. Bases 1 to 1371 code for a protein of 456 amino acids. The transcript is spliced from 3 exons.